AUGAUUAAUUUAUUAGAUAUUGAUUCUAUUGAAUCGAAAAGUAAUCAAGAACUUGACAAACAAUUUGAUCGAAUUGUAGUAUGUGUAGAAGCUAGACGAAAUGUAUUGAAACAACGAUUAAAAGAAAAAUCUCAAACAUGUCGUGAUAAUAUUUAUUCGAAACAAGAAAAUCUUAAUAAUAUCAAUUCGAGUUUAAAAAAAUGUUUAGAAGAAGGAAAACACGUAUUAACACUCAAUGAUUUUGCUGCAUUGUCUCGAUCGAAAGGUAUUAUUGAUAAAAUGAAAAAAGUUGAAAACGAAAAUGUUGAACAUCAUCAUUAUAAUCAUUUGCCUGACUCGAUUUCAUUUCAUAUCUCAAUUCAAACUCUUCUCGAAAUGAUUAAUACGGCCGGCAUUGUAGGAGAAAUACCUGCACCAUCAUUUAUAAAAGAGAACUGUAAAGUUGAUCGUACCAAUCUCGAAGUUGAAUGGAAACCAAUUCAAUGCGAACCACCAAUAACAGCUUAUGUCUUGGAACUUGGGACAAAUAAUAUGAUUUUUCAUGAAGUUUAUCGUGGUUUGGAAACAAAAUGUCAUCUGCAAGGUUUAAAAUCAAGCACAUCUUAUGUAUUGCGUUUAUAUGCAUCUUAUGAGAGACAAAGUGGAAAAACUAUUCUACUAUCAUUAAAAACGUUAGAUUUUGAUUUAAACAAUUGGAUAUUAUCUGUGUCCUCCUCAUAUGCACCAUUGAAUGCUGAAAAUACACGUGAAUCAUUGUUAGAUGGACAGUUUACAACAGGUGCUGCAACUUCCUACAGCUAUAGUAAUGAAUGGAUUAAAGCUACAUUUCAUCAUCCUGUUCCAGUAACAAGUGUAACAAUUGCACCACUGUAUAAAAAUCCUAAAGUAUGGAACCCACAAAAUGGUAAUUCUGGCACUUUACAAUAUUCUCAUGAUAAUAACAACUGGAUAACUGUUGGAACUAUCGCUUAUGUUGGAAGACAACAGCAAAAAAUUGAGAUUGAUAAUGUUACAGCUCAAUAUUGGCGAUUAUGUCAUAAUUGGUGUCUUGGAACAAGCAGCUUUUUAUUUAAAUAA
Molecule: messenger RNA, 1077 nt
Organism: Rotaria sp. Silwood2
Lineage: Eukaryota; Metazoa; Rotifera; Eurotatoria; Philodinida; Philodinidae
Source: the annotation of a GenBank genome assembly